GACAGCACCAGCAACUUCACAUCUCCAACCAUGGCGGACGCUCAAUUCGACAGUGCGCUCGACCUUCUUCGACGCCUCAACCCCCGCGACACCAAGCAGAACCUGCAGGCGAUCACCUCCAUCGUCCCCGAUCUCACCGAAGACCUCCUCUCCUCCGUGGACCAGCCCCUCGAGAUCCGCCGCUGCCCCAAGACGAACCGCGACUACCUGCUCUGCGAUUACAACCGGGACGGAGACAGCUACCGAUCGCCCUGGAGCAAUGAAUUCGACCCCCCUCUGGACGACGGCACCGUGCCCAGCGAGCGCGUGAGAAAGCUCGAAGUCGCCGCCAACGAGGCCUUCGAUGUCUACCGAGAGCUGUACUACGAGGGCGGUGUCGGCAGCGUCUACUUCUGGGACUUGGAUGACGGGUUUGCCGGCGUGAUUCUUUUGAAGAAGGGGGUAACGCCGGGUGCGAGGAGCUCGGGAGAAUGGGACAGCAUCCAUGUGUUCGAGGCGACUGACCGAGCCCGCAUGUCUCACUAUAAGCUGACCAGUACCGUGAUUCUUCACUUGGCUAACGCCACCGAGGCGUUGGGAGAGAUGGAUCUGAGUGGAAACAUGACUCGACAGGUCGAGGUGGAUUUGCCCGUGGAGUCGGACGCAAGCCAUGUGGCCAACGUCGGUCGUUUGGUUGAGGAUAUGGAGCUGAAGAUGAGGAACUUGCUGCAGGAGGUUUACUUCGGCAAAGCCAAGGAUGUCGUGGGUGAGCUGCGCAGUCUCUCGUCCUUGUCGGAAUCCAGCAAGGAAAAGGCCACCCAUCUGGAGAUGAUUCGAUCCAUGCAGAAAUAAUCAGCUCCGGACAUCUUCGGGGCUGGAUAUCUUUAGCGAAUUUGUCAGAGCGACUGUUAUUUCUACAACUGCCUGUGCUAUCAUAUUGUCUUCUGUGUGUUCCACUGCACUUCCAGUUUCCUGUAUGUAGAUUUCUUGAGUUCAAGGUUCCUGGAGAUCCUAGAUCUAAUUGAUUGAGAA
Messenger RNA from Aspergillus steynii IBT 23096, 1011 nucleotides. It is a transcript of the gene cap2, whose product is annotated as F-actin-capping protein subunit beta. Gene Ontology annotation, biological process: cell morphogenesis; actin cytoskeleton organization; barbed-end actin filament capping. The transcript has 5 exons. Gene Ontology annotation, molecular function: actin filament binding. Bases 31 to 831 code for a protein of 266 amino acids. The record is from RefSeq and is a predicted model, not a curated record. Lineage: Eukaryota; Fungi; Ascomycota; Eurotiomycetes; Eurotiales; Aspergillaceae. Gene Ontology annotation, cellular component: F-actin capping protein complex; actin cortical patch; cytoplasm.